CGGACGCCCCGCCGCGCCCGCAUUCUGGAGCCUUCCGCGGCUGCCGUUACCGGUCGCGGACGGGGACAAAAGCGGGCGAGCGCGUGCCCCGACCCUAUAUCCCCGCGGGCGAGGCGCGGCAAUUCGGCGUGCGGGUGCCUUGUUUCAUUGCCUGCGUUCGGGUCCAGUCCGAGCGAGCGCGCGCGAGGGUGCUUCGGGCGGCGCCGUGAGAUCCGUGCGCGCGGGCGGGGCCGGCGGAGGAAGCGAUGGUGUCGUUCUUCGCCGCGCUGGUGGCAAUCGCGGUCGUGGCGCUGGUGGCGGUGAUGCGGCGCGCGGCCGCGAGGAAGGAGGACGUGCGGCGGACGGCCUGGAUCGCGGCGGAGCAGGCCGAGUUCGCGGAGCGCGACGCGUUCUACUACUACGAUCACCACGCCGCGCCUCACUGGACGGCGCCGGACGCGACUGGGUGGACGGCGCCGGACGCGACCGAGUGGACGGCGCCGCCGGUGGCCUGGCCACCGGUCGGGCAGGUGGCGGCACCGCCGGUGGCCUGGCCGCCGGUCGAUCAGAUGGCGGCACCGCCGGUGGCCUGGCCGGCGGUCGAGCAGGUGGCGGCAACGCCGGUGGCCUGGCCGCCGGUCGAACAGAUGGCGGCAACGCCGGUGGCCUGGCCGGCGGUCGAGGAGGUGGCGGCAACGCCGGUGGCCUGGCCGGCGGUCGAGAAGGUGGCGGCAACGCCGGUGGCCUGGCCGGCGGUCGAGAAGGUGGCGGCGCUGCCGGUGGCCUGGCCUCCGGCCGUGAAGGUGGCGGCGCCGCAGGUGGCCUGGCAGCCGGUCGAGCAGGUGGCGGCGACGCAAGUGGCUUGGCCGCUGGUCGAUCAGGUGGCGGCGCCGGAGGUGUCCUGGCCGCGGGACGUACAUGUGGCCUCGCCGAGGCUCGAACAGGAGGCGACGACGGAGCCUACGCUAGCGGCAGCGGCGGGGAAGAAGGGACCGUGUGCGGUGUGCCGGACGCCGACCACGUUCAGGUGCAAGCGCUGCAAGAGCGUCAAGUAUUGCGCCGUCAAAUGUCAGAUAGCUCACUGGAGACAAGGCCACAAAGAUGAAUGCCAUCCAGUAAGUGCUGAUGCUAGAGAAGACACCACAAUAAAAGUUUCUUCCACGAAGAAAAUUGGACGCACUAGCUCAGAUGAAGAAAGUGUGGUGACUGGAGUCGAGCAAGCAGCUGAGAGCAAGGAGAUGCCCCGUGAGAAGGCGUCCAAUACGUCAGAGGCUUCGCAACAAGAUAGCAAAGAGUUCACAUUUCCUCAGGUUACAGGACAUGCUGAAUCUGCUGACUGUUCGAGUUCUCCAACUUUUGGUAAACCGUGCAAAGUCGAGGGCGCUUCUGUUAGUGAAAAUGGCUCUCACACUCAGAUUCCGGCGGCGUGUGAUCCAUCUGAAAAGGCUGAGAUCAGAGUUGUGGUGCCAGAUGAUCUGCCAACGACGAAAAGUUUGGUCAGACAACAAACUGCUCCAACAGUUGUGAGGCAUCACCCAUCGGAAUCGGCACUUUUUCCGUAUGAACGCUUCGUCAAGCUCUACAACUUUGACAAGGUGGAAUUGCGUCCUUUUGGUCUUUGUAACCUUGGGAACAGUUGCUAUGCAAAUGUCGUACUUCAGUGUUUGGCCUUUACUCGACCACUUACAGCAUACUUUCUCGAGGGGCUUCAUUCAAAACACUGUUCCCAAAAGGAAUGGUGCUUCUUGUGCGAGUUUCAAAAACUCAUUGUAGAGGGUAAGCGAGGACAUUCCCAAUUAUCACCUACUGGGAUACUCUCACACUUGUCUGACAUCGGAAGUAGCUUUGGCCCGGGCAAAGAGGAAGACGCUCAUGAGUUUCUCAGGUACGCAAUUGAUACUAUGCAAUCUGCUAGCAUGAAGGAAGCCAAUGCAAAUGGUGCCCAUAAGUUAGCUGAAGAAACGACACUGAUUCAGCUAAUGUUCGGGGGCUAUCUACGAUCUAAGAUAAAAUGCACAAAGUGUGGGGUCAGUUCAGAACAUUGCGAACGUAUUCUGGAUCUUACUGUGGAAAUAGAUGGGGAUAUCAGUACUCUUGAAGAAGCACUUCAUCGAUUUACAUCUUCAGAAGUCUUAGAUGGUGAUAAUAGAUACCAUUGUACCAGAUGCAAGUCAUAUGAACGUGGCAAAAAGAAGUUGACAAUAUCAGAAGCACCAAAUAUCCUGACUAUUGCACUGAAAAGAUAUCAGUCUGGUAUGUUUGGCAAGAUUAACAAGGCCAUCAGGUUCCCGGAAUACUUGAAUUUGUCUAGCUACAUGAGUACAACAGAUGAUUGUUCCCCUGUGUACAGGCUAUAUGCGGUGGUUGUCCAUCGUGAUGUUAUGAAUUCAUCCGUUUCUGGUCAUUAUGUAUGUUAUGUCAAGGACUCACAGGGGAAAUGGUACGAAAUGGAUGAUAGCCAGGUGAAACCUGUUUCUCUGAAAAACGUCCGGUCGGAGUGUGCGUAUAUGCUGCUUUAUGCAAGGUGUUCCCCACGGGCUCCAAGGUCUUUAAGGAAAUUGAUUAUUGCUCAAGGCCUAUCACACACAAGAAAAGCUAGGCAGACAGCAGGUCCAGAAUCAACUUGUUUGGAAGGCCGUAGUUAUUCUAGCAGGCACCAAGGUACGCAAUCGCAGUCAUGCAGGGAUCAUGUAAUGAAUUCUUCGCUGGUUACAUCUGAUGGCUCAUCAAAUCCAGUAUUAGAGCCCACAAGUACAAGCGAGGAUUCUUCGCUGUUCAGCAGUUCUGAUGUAGGGUCAAGCGGCAAUUUAAGCAGCGAUAACACUGACAGCACAAAGAACCCAGGAAGCUCGGACCAAAUGCACCCAGUAAGCACAGUGGUGAUGCCCGAGGAGCAUUCGCGGCAGAUGUCCAGCUUGAACCCUAGCUCUUCAACCCAGUAUGCUGAUCAAGCUAAGGUUGACAGGCUGCACCAGCUCAAGCAUCAGGCAAGCAAAGGGGUUUGGGAUGAGGGUUGUGAGACCCCAUCCUUCUUCUAUGUUGACCAAGGUGGCCUGUAUGGAUGUCAGGACCCAGGAUACAGUGCCCAUCCCAUUUAGCCCAGAAGACAUGAGUGCAGAUCUAACGUCUUGGGGUGAGAAGGUCACCGACGAACCAUCAAGAGCUUCAAACAGGAGUUCUGUGAACUUCAUUCAAGGACAACUCCAUUUCGAAAGAUCAAGCUUCUUCCAUAACAGGACAUCUCCAUUUCUGAUUGGUACUCCUCCACCCAAGUUUUUCGCUAGGUGGAGUAACCUGGAACUAUAUAUACAAGUUUUUGUUGUUGUUGUUGUUGUGAGAGAUGAGAGAAACCUAACAAUAGUCUGGGGGUGUAAACUUGGCACCUAGCUGCACCUGGUAUAAUGUUAACAAGAACUUGACAAUAAUGCGCCAUGAAAGACCGGCCUGUUGAGGUCAA
This is a messenger RNA of Aegilops tauschii subsp. strangulata, 3436 nucleotides long. Its product is annotated as ubiquitin carboxyl-terminal hydrolase 17-like. Gene Ontology annotation, biological process: protein deubiquitination. Lineage: Eukaryota; Viridiplantae; Streptophyta; Magnoliopsida; Poales; Poaceae. Gene Ontology annotation, molecular function: cysteine-type deubiquitinase activity. The record is from RefSeq and is a predicted model, not a curated record. Gene Ontology annotation, cellular component: nucleus; cytosol.